AUGUUUACCGAAUAUAAUGAUCGUCAUUCAAACUUUGUUGUUCUUGUAAUUUGUUAUGAACACAAAGCAACUAUUAUUGAUGCUAAAAAAGCAACAAAAAACAAUAGUAGUAAUAGUGGUGUUGCCAAGAGUUUUAAUGAUAAAGCAACUAAUGGUAAAACUAAUAACAGUAAUGAAGUUAAAAUUGUUCGUAAAUGGAACGAAUUUAGAUUACCAUUAAACGAGAAUCAAGUAUUACAGUGGAGUCAAUUGCCAAAUAACAGUGAGUUGAAAUUCUACCACGUUCCAACAUUCAAGCAUUGCAUUGAGAAUGGUAUCAAUUUUGUGAAUUAUGAAAAUCACGUUAUCAAUGAUAGUCAGGUUUUAGGCAAGGAACAAUUGCAAAAGAAAGAUUGUUAUUUUGUUUUCACAUCAGAUAGUUACUCUAUAGACUUUGAUCCUAAAAAGGAAGAGUUAAAAACUAAACUGAUAUCUAAUUUUUGUGAUCUAUUUGAAAUUGAUACCGAUACCAGUUUAUUCUAUCUAGAAGCUUCUGAUUACGAUAUUAAUUUAGCAGUUAAAAAUUACUGUGCAUCACAAAGAAGCAAAUCAUUGGAAGAUUUGUUUUUACUCCAUUCCAAGAAUGGUAAAGCUGACCUGAUAUCACUCUUAUUGAAUGUAGAGUUUGAUAAGACGUGUAAAAACAACAUAGGCAUGACUGCAUUGCAUUUGGCUGUCAGGUACGAGCAUUUGGACUGUGUCAAAUUAUUAUUACAAUCCAAACUCAAGAAUCAAUUGAAUGAGAAAGAUGGUAUAGCAAACCUUCCAAUUCAUUUAGCAAGUAUGGGAAAUAGUGUACCAAUAUUUGAAUUAUUGCUAAAGGAAACAAGAGAUAUAACUCUUAAAAACAUGGAAAAAGAAACAAUUCUACAUACACUCUGUAAAGGGCAAGCUAACGUAGAAAUUUUUGAUUUAUUAUUUGCAAAGAUUUGUGAACAUUUUGAUGAAGACUUUACAAAAUAUUCUAAAUUUUUCAAUUUGUUGAAUGAUGACGGUGAAUCUGCUGUCCUCAUUGCAGUUAGAAAAAAUCAUUUCCAUCUCGUCCAACAUAUUGUGAAUUCUCAAUUAUUUUCUUCCUUGUUUAAUUUUAAUUUAAAGAACAAACUUAGCCAAUCAAUCCUUGUUGUGGCUUGCAAGGAAGAUUCUGUACAAACUUUGCAAAUCUUAUUACCAGUUUAUAACCAAAUGAUUAUGGAAAGAGAUGAAAGAAGUUUCACUCCUCUUCACUAUGCUACAUUAUUUAAUAGCUUAGCAGCUUCUAGUUUGUUACUACAAUAUUUGGAUAUUCAACAGUAUGAUACUGUUUUGUUUCAUGGUACUAUUACUCCAUUACAAUAUGCAGUUUCUCAGAAUAAUAUUGAACUCUUAAGACUCCAUUUGAAUUAUCUUACUAACAAUAACAGUUUGAGCACAAAUAGCAAUCUUAACAAUUCCUUGAAUCACGCAUUAUUUUUGUGUAUUAAACAACACAGAAGUAUUGAAUUAGUUAAAGAAAUUUUACAAUACCAAGUAGAUAUUAAUCAGAAUAUGGAAGGUCCUUAUGAAUACAUUAUUCCUGAAACAACAACUCCUAAAUUUCCAUUGGUGGAUUGUGUUCUGAAUGAUAGCAAAACAAUUUUCAAAUUUUUGAUCAGACAACCAAACAUUAAUGUAAAUCAGCAAUCAAAGGAAACAGGUAUGACAUGUUUGCAAUAUGCAAUCAUCAAACACUAUUUGAAGCCAACAGAACACUCUAAAUACUUUAUUAUGAAAUUAAUCAAAAAAACUAAUCUGAGUAUUCAAGAUCAUUUCCUACGCACUGCAUUGCAUUUAAGUAAAUUGUGCGAAUUCAAAGAUAUUUCAGAGUCCAUUGAAGCACUCAAUGAAUCGAGAUAUAUCAAAGAUUUGAACGACAUACCAUGUAAAGAUUAUACAAAGGAGAGCAGUUUUGCAAGUAAUUUACUUUUUGAAAAAUACUGCAAGUAUGUUACUCAGAUGCAAGCUCACGCCGUAAAUUACAAACUCUUCCAUGGCGUUUAUUUACAGCAUGAAAUUUUGAACUUUUUGUACAAUGCCAAGUUGAGUGUAAAUGAUUUACAAUCAAUUUACAAAAGAAUUUCAUAUUUCCAAAAGUAUUUACCUUCUGUACAUUUUAUCAAACAUAUCAAUCUCCCAAUAUUCCCACAAUUAUUGAAUUUCAAGUAUGAAAACAAUAACUUACAUCUUGUUUAUUCUUCCAAUACUCUUUUCGAACAAACAAGUAGUUGCAGAUUUUAUUUAGACAACAAUUUAUUAACACAUCCUAUACAUCAAUUUAGUACCAUGUUGAAAAUUAUUUCCUCAAUUUAUGUUUUGCACUAUUCAAAUAUUACACAUGGUAACAUCAAACCUAACUCAUUCAGAUUUGUUAAUGAUACGAAAUUGCUAUAUGUUUAUGAUUAUGGGCUAUUGUUCAACCAAUUAGAUGAAAAACAAUCUUCUCCUGAGAUUAAAGCAUGCAAGAACAAUUCCAAUGGCUCUAUCAAUGAUAUUCUUUCUAAAAAGAGUAACGAUAUUUUCAACCUGGGACACGUACUUCAUGAAGUUUUGUUUGGAAGCAAAUAUGGAGAAAAAGACUUUUCAGUUACAUCAAUUGUACAGCAAUUAUAUUCAACAAUAAUGGCAUGCUUUACAGAUAAUGAAGAAUUCAGACCAGACAUCAAAGAGUUAUAUGAUGCCAUCAGGACAACUAUUCAUACUCUUAUUGGUAUGCUUAAAGAAUCAGCCUCAAAACAAGAUCCAGCAAAAAUACUUGAAAUGGAGCUAAAAUUGGUUGAUGUAAUGAUAAGCAGAUAUGGCUAUAAUGACCAUACCAAACCUCAUGAAAUGAAUGCAACACAAAAUAUUGGCAAGUGUAUCUCUAAGAUUAAUGAGUUAGUUAAAACAGAGCAAUUAAGUAUUCUAAAUGUUUUCAACCAAAUGCCAGAACAUUUAGAUAAUAAUACUAUCAAACAAUUAUUUAGUACUAUUCACUAUUUAAUUCAAGUAUUGAAUGAUAAGUUUAAAGCAGCAGCAUUCGAUUUAUUGAGAGUAUUAUUACUCAAAAAAGAAUGUGUAGAAUAUUUAUUAACUCAUCACGAAAAUCUAACACUUGUAGAUAUUUUGGAUAGAAUGAAGAAUGUUAAUAACGUAGAUGGUUUCACAUUAACCUUGAUCUCGAGUUGUCUAGCACACUGCUUGAUUCAUCCUAUUGGUUUGAACUACUUUACAAAUCAUUUAGACAAACACAAUUUAAUUUCCCAUUCAUUGAAAAGUCAGAAACCAGUCAACGUAAUACUCGUUCCUUAUUGGAAAAUUGUGUAG
Naegleria gruberi is the source of this 3360-nucleotide messenger RNA. RefSeq lists its product as uncharacterized. The record is from RefSeq and is a predicted model, not a curated record. Gene Ontology annotation, molecular function: protein binding. The coding region runs from base 1 to 3360 and encodes 1119 amino acids. The transcript is spliced from 2 exons. NCBI's taxonomy places the organism in Eukaryota, Heterolobosea, Eutetramitea, Acrasida, Naegleriidae.